This is a messenger RNA of Cynocephalus volans (Philippine flying lemur), 10839 nucleotides long. RefSeq lists its product as uncharacterized. The record is from RefSeq and is a predicted model, not a curated record. Lineage: Eukaryota; Metazoa; Chordata; Mammalia; Dermoptera; Cynocephalidae. The transcript has 36 exons. Gene Ontology annotation, biological process: regulation of DNA-templated transcription.
AGGGCCCAACGUCCCCAGCGAGACGUUCCAGCUCAGCCUUCACACAUCUCUGCUUUUUCCCAGGAAGAGCAGGAAAUGGCCAAACUCCAGGGACUAGUGACAUUUGAGGACGUGGCUGUGGAUUUCACCCAAGAGGAGUGGCAGUACCUGAACCCUCCACAGAAGACCCUGUACAGAGAUGUGAUGCUGGAGACCGUCAGCAACCUGGUCUGUGUGGGGCAGCAGGUUACUAAGCCAGACCUCAUCCUCAAGUUGGAGGUGGAAGAGCCUUGCCAGGCAGAAGGAAAAAUCCCAGUUUGGACCUUUUCGGAAGUCUGCAAAGUUGAAAAACAGAUUGAGAGACAGCAUCAGGAUGACCAACAUAAAUGUCCAUUGACGCAAGUUGGAUUCUCUGACAAGCAAACAAUUACCACCAGGAGUGGCUGUGUCUCUAAUGAAUUUGGGAACACACUAUAUCUGAGUACAAAGAUUGCUGCUUCAAUGCCAAGACCCCAUACACAUGAAUCAUUUGGAAAUAAUAUUGUAGAUGAUUUAAACGUAUUUAGUGGAAGCUUUGCAGAAAAGAAGCAUGAUAAUGGACAUGCAAGAUUAUUCUUCCACCCCGAGUAUGAGAAAACAAACCCUGGAGUGAAACCCUGUGGAUAUAAAGAGUGUGGGAAAGCCCUCAGGCAAAAGAAAGGUCUUAGUGUACAUCAGGGAAUUAAAAAUGGAGAGAAGCACUUUGAAUGUACUGUGUGUAGAAAAACAUUCAGCACGGAAUCACACCUCGUUAUACAUUGGAAAACAGUUCAUACGGGAGAGAAACCCUUUGGGUGUACUGAAUGUGGAAAAGCCUUUAGCCAAAAAUCUCACCUCCUUACACACCUGAGAACUCAUACAGAAGAGAGACCCUUUAAGUGUUCCGAAUGUGGGAAAGCCUUCAGAGAAAAGGCAGCUGUCAUGGCACAUUACAGGACUCAUACAGGAGAGAAACCUUAUGAAUGUAAUGAAUGUGGGAAAGCCUUCACUCGGAAGUCAACCCUCAUUGUCCAUCAGAAAACCCACCCAGGAGAGAAAACCUACAAAUGCUAUACAUGUGGGGAGUCUUUCCUACAAAAGCUUGAUCUAAUUAUACAUCUUAGUACUCAUACAGGAAGGAAUCCCCAUGAAUGUAGUGAGUGUAAGAAAACUUUCAAGUCUAAGUCAACCCUUAUUGUGCAUCAGAGAAUUCAUACAGGAGAGAAACCCUACAAGUGCAAUGAAUGCGGAAAAGCAUUUUCCUACAAACCAUAUGUCAUUGUGCAUCAAAGAAUUCAUACAGAAGAAAAACCCUAUGAAUGUAAUGAGUGUGGCAAAGCCUUCAGACACAAGUCAACACUCGUCUCACAUCAGAGAAUUCAUACAGGAGAGAAACCCUACGAAUGUUCUGUUUGUGGCAAGGCCUUCAGAGGAAACUCAUAUUCACUCCUUAUUGUUCAUCAGAUCGCUCAUACAAGAGAGGAACCUUAUGAAUGUAGAGAAUGUAGAAGAGCAUUCAGUAGGAAGGUACACCUCAGUAUACUUCAGAGAAUGCAUACAGGAGACAAACUCCUUGAAUGGAAUGAAUGUCGUAAAUCCUUCAGAGAGGAAUCAAGACUGCAUAUACGUCAAAGAACGCAUGCAGGUGAAAAACCGUAUGUGUGCAAUGAGUGUGGCAAAACCUUCCAAGAAAAGACAAAGCUCAUCAUACAUCAGAGAACACACACAGGAGAGUAACCUUUUGAAUGUAAUGAAUGUGGCAAAUCCUUCAGAGAGAAAUCAAUGCUGCAUAGACGUCAAAGAACUCACACAGGAGAGAAACGUUAUGUGUGUUCAGACUGUGGAAGAGCCUUUAUCCUUAAGGUGAGCCUCAGUGCUCAUCAGAGAAUUCAUAGAGGAGAAAAACCUGAUGGAUGUACUGGACUAGUGACAUUUGAGGACGUGGCUGUGGAUUUCACCCAAGAGGAGUGGCAGUACCUGAACCCUCCACAGAAGACCCUGUACAGAGAUGUGAUGCUGGAGACCGUCAGCGACCUGGUCUGUGUGGGGCAGCAGGUUACUAAGCCAGACCUCAUCCUCAAGUUGGAGGUGGAAGAGCCUUGCCAGGCAGAAGGAAAAAUCCCAAUUUGGACCUUUUCGGAAGUCUGCAAAGUUGAAAAACAGAUUGAGAGACAGCAUCAGGAUGACCAACAUAAAUGUCCAUUGACGCAAGUUGGAUUCUCUGACAAGCAAACAAUUACCACCAGGAGUGGCUGUGUCUCUAAUGAAUUUGGGAACACACUAUAUCUGAGUACAAAGAUUGCUGCUUCAAUGCCAAGACCCCAUACACAUGAAUCAUUUGGAAAUAAUAUCGUAGAUGAUUUAAACGUGUUUAGUGGAAGCUUUGCAGAAAAGAAGCAUGAUAAUGGACAUGCAAGAUUAUUCUUCCACCCCGAGUAUGAGAAAACAAACCCUGGAGUGAAACCCUGUGGAUAUAAAGAGUGUGGGAAAGCCCUCAGGCAAAAGAAAGGUCUUAGUGUACAUCAGGGAAUUAAAAAUGGAGAGAAGCACUUUGAAUGUACUGUGUGUAGAAAAACAUUCAGCACGGAAUCACACCUAGUUAUACAUUGGAAAACAGUUCAUACGGGAGAGAAACCCUUUGGGUGUACUGAAUGUGGAAAAGCCUUUAGCCAAAAAUCUCACCUCCUUACACACCUGAGAACUCAUACAGAAGAGAGACCCUUUAAGUGUUCCGAAUGUGGGAAAGCCUUCAGAGAAAAGGCAGCUGUCAUGGCACAUUACAGGACUCAUACAGGAGAGAAACCUUAUGAAUGUAAUGAAUGUGGGAAAGCCUUCACUCGGAAGUCAACCCUCAUUGUCCAUCAGAAAACCCACCCAGGAGAGAAAACCUACAAAUGCUAUACAUGUGGGGAGUCUUUCCUACAAAAGCUUGAUCUAAUUAUACAUCUUAGUACUCAUACAGGAAGGAAUCCCCAUGAAUGUAGUGAGUGUAAGAAAACUUUCAAGUCUAAGUCAACCCUUAUUGUGCAUCAGAGAAUUCAUACAGGAGAGAAACCCUACAAGUGCAAUGAAUGCGGAAAAGCAUUUUCCUACAAACCAUAUGUCAUUGUGCAUCAAAGAAUUCAUACAGAAGAAAAACCCUAUGAAUGUAAUGAGUGUGGCAAAGCCUUCAGACACAAGUCAACACUCGUCUCACAUCAGAGAAUUCAUACAGGAGAGAAACCCUACGAAUGUUCUGUUUGUGGCAAGGCCUUCAGAGGAAACUCAUAUUCACUCCUUAUUGUUCAUCAGAUCGCUCAUACAAGAGAGGAACCUUAUGAAUGUAGAGAAUGUAGAAGAGCAUUCAGUAGGAAGGUACACCUCAGUAUACUUCAGAGAAUGCAUACAGGAGACAAACUCCUUGAAUGGAAUGAAUGUCGUAAAUCUUUCAGAGAGGAAUCAACACUGCAUAUACGUCAAAGAACGCAUGCAGGUGAAAAACCGUAUGUGUGCAAUGAGUGUGGCAAAACCUUCCAAGAAAAGACAAAGCUCAUCAUACAUCAGAGAACACACACAGGAGAGUAACCUUUUGAAUGUAAUGAAUGUGGCAAAUCCUUCAGAGAGAAAUCAAUGCUGCAUAGACGUCAAAGAACUCACACAGGAGAGAAACGUUAUGUGUGUUCAGACUGUGGAAGAGCCUUUAUCCUUAAGGUGAGCCUCAGUGCUCAUCAGAGAAUUCAUAGAGGAGAAAAACCUGAUGGAUGUACUGGACUAGUGACAUUUGAGGACGUGGCUGUGGAUUUCACCCAAGAGGAGUGGCAGUACCUGAACCCUCCACAGAAGACCCUGUACAGAGAUGUGAUGCUGGAGACCGUCAGCAACCUGGUCUGUGUGGGGCAGCAGGUUACUAAGCCAGACCUCAUCCUCAAGUUGGAGGUGGAAGAGCCUUGCCAGGCAGAAGGAAAAAUCCCAAUUUGGACCUUUUCGGAAGUCUGCAAAGUUGAAAAACAGAUUGAGAGACAGCAUCAGGAUGACCAACAUAAAUGUCCAUUGACGCAAGUUGGAUUCUCUGACAAGCAAACAAUUACCACCAGGAGUGGCUGUGUCUCUAAUGAAUUUGGGAACACACUAUAUCUGAGUACAAAGAUUGCUGCUUCAAUGCCAAGACCCCAUACACAUGAAUCAUUUGGAAAUAAUAUCGUAGAUGAUUUAAACGUAUUUAGUGGAAGCUUUGCAGAAAAGAAGCAUGAUAAUGGACAUGCAAGAUUAUUCUUCCACCCCGAGUAUGAGAAAACAAACCCUGGAGUGAAACCCUGUGGAUAUAAAGAGUGUGGGAAAGCCCUCAGGCAAAAGAAAGGUCUUAGUGUACAUCAGGGAAUUAAAAAUGGAGAGAAGCACUUUGAAUGUACUGUGUGUAGAAAAACAUUCAGCACGGAAUCACACCUAGUUAUACAUUGGAAAACAGUUCAUACGGGAGAGAAACCCUUUGGGUGUACUGAAUGUGGAAAAGCCUUUAGCCAAAAAUCUCACCUCCUUACACACCUGAGAACUCAUACAGAAGAGAGACCCUUUAAGUGUUCCGAAUGUGGGAAAGCCUUCAGAGAAAAGGCAGCUGUCAUGGCACAUUACAGGACUCAUACAGGAGAGAAACCUUAUGAAUGUAAUGAAUGUGGGAAAGCCUUCACUCGGAAGUCAACCCUCAUUGUCCAUCAGAAAACCCACCCAGGAGAGAAAACCUACAAAUGCUAUACAUGUGGGGAGUCUUUCCUACAAAAGCUUGAUCUAAUUAUACAUCUUAGUACUCAUACAGGAAGGAAUCCCCAUGAAUGUAGUGAGUGUAAGAAAACUUUCAAGUCUAAGUCAACCCUUAUUGUGCAUCAGAGAAUUCAUACAGGAGAGAAACCCUACAAGUGCAAUGAAUGCGGAAAAGCAUUUUCCUACAAACCAUAUGUCAUUGUGCAUCAAAGAAUUCAUACAGAAGAAAAACCCUAUGAAUGUAAUGAGUGUGGCAAAGCCUUCAGACACAAGUCAACACUCGUCUCACAUCAGAGAAUUCAUACAGGAGAGAAACCCUACGAAUGUUCUGUUUGUGGCAAGGCCUUCAGAGGAAACUCAUAUUCACUCCUUAUUGUUCAUCAGAUCGCUCAUACAAGAGAGGAACCUUAUGAAUGUAGAGAAUGUAGAAGAGCAUUCAGUAGGAAGGCACACCUCAGUAUACUUCAGAGAAUGCAUACAGGAGACAAACUCCUUGAAUGGAAUGAAUGUCGUAAAUCCUUCAGAGAGGAAUCAAGACUGCAUAUACGUCAAAGAACGCAUGCAGGUGAAAAACCGUAUGUGUGCAAUGAGUGUGGCAAAACCUUCCAAGAAAAGACAAAGCUCAUCAUACAUCAGAGAACACACACAGGAGAGUAACCUUUUGAAUGUAAUGAAUGUGGCAAAUCGUUCAGAGAGAAAUCAAUGCUGCAUAGACGUCAAAGAACUCACACAGGAGAGAAACGUUAUGUGUGUUCAGACUGUGGAAGAGCCUUUAUCCUUAAGGUGAGCCUCAGUGCUCAUCAGAGAAUUCAUAGAGGAGAAAAACCUGAUGGAUGUACUGGACUAGUGACAUUUGAGGACGUGGCUGUGGAUUUCACCCAAGAGGAGUGGCAGUACCUGAACCCUCCACAGAAGACCCUGUACAGAGAUGUGAUGCUGGAGACCGUCAGCAACCUGGUCUGUGUGGGGCAGCAGGUUACUAAGCCAGACCUCAUCCUCAAGUUGGAGGUGGAAGAGCCUUGCCAGGCAGAAGGAAAAAUCCCAAUUUGGACCUUUUCGGAAGUCUGCAAAGUUGAAAAACAGAUUGAGAGACAGCAUCAGGAUGACCAACAUAAAUGUCCAUUGACGCAAGUUGGAUUCUCUGACAAGCAAACAAUUACCACCAGGAGUGGCUGUGUCUCUAAUGAAUUUGGGAACACACUAUAUCUGAGUACAAAGAUUGCUGCUUCAAUGCCAAGACCCCAUACACAUGAAUCAUUUGGAAAUAAUAUCGUAGAUGAUUUAAACGUAUUUAGUGGAAGCUUUGCAGAAAAGAAGCAUGAUAAUGGACAUGCAAGAUUAUUCUUCCACCCCGAGUAUGAGAAAACAAACCCUGGAGUGAAACCCUGUGGAUAUAAAGAGUGUGGGAAAGCCCUCAGGCAAAAGAAAGGUCUUAGUGUACAUCAGGGAAUUAAAAAUGGAGAGAAGCACUUUGAAUGUACUGUGUGUAGAAAAACAUUCAGCACGGAAUCACACCUAGUUAUACAUUGGAAAACAGUUCAUACGGGAGAGAAACCCUUUGGGUGUACUGAAUGUGGAAAAGCCUUUAGCCAAAAAUCUCACCUCCUUACACACCUGAGAACUCAUACAGAAGAGAGACCCUUUAAGUGUUCCGAAUGUGGGAAAGCCUUCAGAGAAAAGGCAGCUGUCAUGGCACAUUACAGGACUCAUACAGGAGAGAAACCUUAUGAAUGUAAUGAAUGUGGGAAAGCCUUCACUCGGAAGUCAACCCUCAUUGUCCAUCAGAAAACCCACCCAGGAGAGAAAACCUACAAAUGCUAUACAUGUGGGGAGUCUUUCCUACAAAAGCUUGAUCUAAUUAUACAUCUUAGUACUCAUACAGGAAGGAAUCCCCAUGAAUGUAGUGAGUGUAAGAAAACUUUCAAGUCUAAGUCAACCCUUAUUGUGCAUCAGAGAAUUCAUACAGGAGAGAAACCCUACAAGUGCAAUGAAUGCGGAAAAGCAUUUUCCUACAAACCAUAUGUCAUUGUGCAUCAAAGAAUUCAUACAGAAGAAAAACCCUAUGAAUGUAAUGAGUGUGGCAAAGCCUUCAGACACAAGUCAACACUCGUCUCACAUCAGAGAAUUCAUACAGGAGAGAAACCCUACGAAUGUUCUGUUUGUGGCAAGGCCUUCAGAGGAAACUCAUAUUCACUCCUUAUUGUUCAUCAGAUCGCUCAUACAAGAGAGGAACCUUAUGAAUGUAGAGAAUGUAGAAGAGCAUUCAGUAGGAAGGUACACCUCAGUAUACUUCAGAGAAUGCAUACAGGAGACAAACUCCUUGAAUGGAAUGAAUGUCGUAAAUCCUUCAGAGAGGAAUCAAGACUGCAUAUACGUCAAAGAACGCAUGCAGGUGAAAAACCGUAUGUGUGCAAUGAGUGUGGCAAAACCUUCCAAGAAAAGACAAAGCUCAUCAUACAUCAGAGAACACACACAGGAGAGUAACCUUUUGAAUGUAAUGAAUGUGGCAAAUCGUUCAGAGAGAAAUCAAUGCUGCAUAGACGUCAAAGAACUCACACAGGAGAGAAACGUUAUGUGUGUUCAGACUGUGGAAGAGCCUUUAUCCUUAAGGUGAGCCUCAGUGCUCAUCAGAGAAUUCAUAGAGGAGAAAAACCUGAUGGAUGUACUGGACUAGUGACAUUUGAGGACGUGGCUGUGGAUUUCACCCAAGAGGAGUGGCAGUACCUGAACCCUCCACAGAAGACCCUGUACAGAGAUGUGAUGCUGGAGACCGUCAGCAACCUGGUCUGUGUGGGGCAGCAGGUUACUAAGCCAGACCUCAUCCUCAAGUUGGAGGUGGAAGAGCCUUGCCAGGCAGAAGGAAAAAUCCCAAUUUGGACCUUUUCGGAAGUCUGCAAAGUUGAAAAACAGAUUGAGAGACAGCAUCAGGAUGACCAACAUAAAUGUCCAUUGACGCAAGUUGGAUUCUCUGACAAGCAAACAAUUACCACCAGGAGUGGCUGUGUCUCUAAUGAAUUUGGGAACACACUAUAUCUGAGUACAAAGAUUGCUGCUUCAAUGCCAAGACCCCAUACACAUGAAUCAUUUGGAAAUAAUAUUGUAGAUGAUUUAAACGUAUUUAGUGGAAGCUUUGCAGAAAAGAAGCAUGAUAAUGGACAUGCAAGAUUAUUCUUCCACCCCGAGUAUGAGAAAACAAACCCUGGAGUGAAACCCUGUGGAUAUAAAGAGUGUGGGAAAGCCCUCAGGCAAAAGAAAGGUCUUAGUGUACAUCAGGGAAUUAAAAAUGGAGAGAAGCACUUUGAAUGUACUGUGUGUAGGAAAACAUUCAGCACGGAAUCACACUUCGUUGUACAUUGCAAAACGCAUACGGGAGAGAAACCCUUUGGAUGUACUGAAUGUGGAAAAGCCUUUAGCCAAAAAUCUUGGCUUAUUAGACACCUGAGAGUUCAUACGGGAGAGAAACCCUUUGGGUAGAGACCCUUUAAGUGUUCCGAAUGUGGGAAAGCCUUCAGAAGAAAGGCAGCUCUCAUUGCACAUUACAGGACUCAUACAGGAGAGAAACCUUAUGAAUGUAAUGAAUGUGGGAAAGCCUUCACUCGGAAGUCAACCCUCAUUGUCCAUCAGAAAACCCACCCAGGAGAGAAAACCUACAAGUGCUCUAAAUGUGGGGAGUCUUUCCUACAAAAGCUUGAUCUAAUUAUACAUCUUAGUACUCAUACAGGAAGGAAUCCCCAUGAAGGUAGUGAGUCUAAGAAAACUUUCAAGGAUAAGUCAACUCUCAUUAUACAUCAGGGAACUCAUACAGGAGAGAAACGUCAUAAAUGUACUGAAUGUGGGAAGUCGUUCAAUAAGAAGUCAAACCUUAUUGUGCAUCAGAGAAUUCAUACAGGAGAGAAACCCUACAAGUGCAAUGAAUGUGGAAAAGCAUUUUCCUACAAACCAUAUGUCAUUGUGCAUCAAAGAAUUCAUACAGAAGAAAAACCCUAUGAAUGUAAUGAGUGUGGCAAAGCCUUCAGACACAAGUCAACACUCGUCUCACAUCAGAGAAUUCAUACCGGAGAGAAACCCUACGAAUGUUCUGUUUGUGGCAAGGCCUUCAGAGGAAACUCAGCAUUCACUGUACAUCAGAGAACUCAUACUUGAGAGAAACCUUACAAACUCCUUGAAUGGAAUGAAUGUCGUAAAUCCUUCAGAGAGGAAUCAAGACUGCAUAUACGUCAAAGAACGCAUGCAGGUGAAAAACCGUAUGUGUGCAAUGAGUGUGGCAAAACCUUCCAAGAAAAGACAAAGCUCAUCAUACAUCAGAGAACACACACAGGAGAGUAACCUUUUGAAUGUAAUGAAUGUGGCAAAUCGUUCAGAGAGAAAUCAAUGCUGCAUAGACGUCAAAGAACUCACACAGGAGAGAAACGUUAUGUGUGUUCAGACUGUGGAAGAGCCUUUAUCCUUAAGGUGAGCCUCAGUGCUCAUCAGAGAAUUCAUAGAGGAGAAAAACCUGAUGGAUGUACUGGACUAGUGACAUUUGAGGACGUGGCUGUGGAUUUCACCCAAGAGGAGUGGCAGUACCUGAACCCUCCACAGAAGACCCUGUACAGAGAUGUGAUGCUGGAGACCGUCAGCAACCUGGUCUGUGUGGGGCAGCAGGUUACUAAGCCAGACCUCAUCCUCAAGUUGGAGGUGGAAGAGCCUUGCCAGGCAGAAGGAAAAAUCCCAAUUUGGACCUUUUCGGAAGUCUGCAAAGUUGAAAAACAGAUUGAGAGACAGCAUCAGGAUGACCAACAUAAAUGUCCAUUGACGCAAGUUGGAUUCUCUGACAAGCAAACAAUUACCACCAGGAGUGGCUGUGUCUCUAAUGAAUUUGGGAACACACUAUAUCUGAGUACAAAGAUUGCUGCUUCAAUGCCAAGACCCCAUACACAUGAAUCAUUUGGAAAUAAUAUUGUAGAUGAUUUAAACGUAUUUAGUGGAAGCUUUGCAGAAAAGAAGCAUGAUAAUGGACAUGCAAGAUUAUUCUUCCACCCCGAGUAUGAGAAAACAAACCCUGGAGUGAAACCCUGUGGAUAUAAAGAGUGUGGGAAAGCCCUCAGGCAAAAGAAAGGUCUUAGUGUACAUCAGGGAAUUAAAAAUGGAGAGAAGCACUUUGAAUGUACUGUGUGUAGGAAAACAUUCAGCACGGAAUCACACUUCGUUGUACAUUGCAAAACGCAUACGGGAGAGAAACCCUUUGGAUGUACUGAAUGUGGAAAAGCCUUUAGCCAAAAAUCUUGGCUUAUUAGACACCUGAGAGUUCAUACGGGAGAGAAACCCUUUGGGUAGAGACCCUUUAAGUGUUCCGAAUGUGGGAAAGCCUUCAGAAGAAAGGCAGCUCUCAUUGCACAUUACAGGACUCAUACAGGAGAGAAACCUUAUGAAUGUAAUGAAUGUGGGAAAGCCUUCACUCGGAAGUCAACCCUCAUUGUCCAUCAGAAAACCCACCCAGGAGAGAAAACCUACAAGUGCUCUAAAUGUGGGGAGUCUUUCCUACAAAAGCUUGAUCUAAUUAUACAUCUUAGUACUCAUACAGGAAGGAAUCCCCAUGAAGGUAGUGAGUCUAAGAAAACUUUCAAGGAUAAGUCAACUCUCAUUAUACAUCAGGGAACUCAUACAGGAGAGAAACGUCAUAAAUGUACUGAAUGUGGGAAGUCGUUCAAUAAGAAGUCAAACCUUAUUGUGCAUCAGAGAAUUCAUACAGGAGAGAAACCCUACAAGUGCAAUGAAUGUGGAAAAGCAUUUUCCUACAAACCAUAUGUCAUUGUGCAUCAAAGAAUUCAUACAGAAGAAAAACCCUAUGAAUGUAAUGAGUGUGGCAAAGCCUUCAGACACAAGUCAACACUCGUCUCACAUCAGAGAAUUCAUACCGGAGAGAAACCCUACGAAUGUUCUGUUUGUGGCAAGGCCUUCAGAGGAAACUCAGCAUUCACUGUACAUCAGAGAACUCAUACUUGAGAGAAACCUUGUAAGUGUACAGUAGAAUGUGGGAAAAACUUUAUCAAAAAAUCAAACCUCACUGAACGUCAGAGAACCCGUACAGGAAAGAAAGCUCACAGGAGAGGCCAAAGCCAGAAGUAA